This is a messenger RNA of Candidozyma haemuli, 1653 nucleotides long. Its product is annotated as WD40 repeat domain-containing protein. Gene Ontology annotation, cellular component: anaphase-promoting complex. The record is from RefSeq and is a predicted model, not a curated record. The transcript has a single exon. Gene Ontology annotation, biological process: positive regulation of ubiquitin protein ligase activity; positive regulation of anaphase-promoting complex-dependent catabolic process; anaphase-promoting complex-dependent catabolic process. Lineage: Eukaryota; Fungi; Ascomycota; Pichiomycetes; Serinales; Metschnikowiaceae. Bases 1 to 1653 code for a protein of 550 amino acids. Gene Ontology annotation, molecular function: anaphase-promoting complex binding; ubiquitin ligase activator activity; protein binding.
AUGGACCUCAAAACGCCCUUCCACGACUCAACGGCGUCCUCCUUCACCAUGGAUAACCUUCGUCCGCUGGCGCUGCGUAAACGGUCGCUAGAGGUGGUGCUGCCGAAGAGGAAAACCGUUAUUUUGGAUAAGGAGCCGCCGGUGAUGCGAGCUAGAGCGAAACUGCUGAUUGCUGAGCUCAGACUGGCGCCAAAGAGACCGCCGUUGCCGGUGAUGAAGUUGCAGCCGGCACUUUCAUCUUCGGUAUCUUCAAUUGGUGAUUCUAGGAACCCUAUGCUUCUGCCGCCGAAACCAGCAAAACUUCGUCGUUCCACGUCGCUUUUAACGCCAGCUGAGGCCUCUCAAACAGAUCGGUUCAUUCCUAGCCACCGCAACCUGACGCUGAAUAAACUCACGCCUCAGAACGAACAACCACAUCCCAAUGCCCUGCCGCAAACCCAUAUCAAGGCGCAAACGUCGAAAAUAUACCAGCAUCAUGUGGCCGAAGCGUGUGGACUUGAUGUGAAUUCUCGUAUUUUGUGCUACAGACCAGCACCGCCAGAAAGAAGCAAACCGCUCAGUGUGUUUAGCAGCGUCAACCAAAAGAGUGCUACUAAACUGGGCAGCUUGCUUAGACCUUCCGUGGCUUCUGCCAGAGCCAAAAAGAUCCCUACAGCGCCUGAACGGGUGCUUGACGCUCCAAAUAUCGUAGACGACUUCUACUUGAACUUGGUAGCAUGGGCUCUGAGCAACUUGAUUGCUAUUGGCUUGGAAGACACAGUAUACGUGUGGAACGCUUCCACAGGCCUGGUGGGGCUUCUUUGCGAGCUCGGCAAUUCCAUGCUUGUCACUUCUUUGCGCUGGUCUGAAGAUGGCUCUUAUAUAUCUGUGGGUAAGGAAGACGGCACUAUAGAGAUCUGGGAUAUCGAAACCAACCUGAGGCUAAGAACGCUUCUGCACGGAACAGGCUCCAGAGUGGCUGCCCACUGCUGGCUGUCUCAUUUGUUGGCGCUGGGGUCCAGAGAAGGCACUAUCUACCAUAGUGACGUGAGAGUGAACGACCACUUGGUUUCCAAGUUGGAAAACACCCAUGUGGCUGAAAUAUGUGGUUUGGAGUAUAGAGCUGAUUCCCAGCAGUUCUGUCUGGGCGCCAACGAUAACUUGGUUGCUGUUUGGGACGCCAGGCUGACCCUGGAGCCUAUUUUCAAGAAAACCAACCACAGAGCUGCCGUAAAGGCCAUGGCGUGGUGUCCGUUUCAAAACUCGCUUCUAGCCACCGGCGGCGGCACAUCAGACAAAACCAUCCAUUUCUGGAACACAUCCACAGGCGCCAGAGUCAACCUGAUUGAAACCGAGUCCCAGAUAUCUUCACUCAACUGGGGCUACGAAAGCAAAACAGGCUAUGAAGUGGUGGCCACACACGGUUACCCUCUGAAUAGCAUUUCCCUUUUCAACUACCCUACCCUCCAGAAAACUGGAGAGAUUACGCUGGCACACGAUUCUAGAGUGCUCAGUGGGUGCAUGAGUCCAGACGGGACCACAUUGGCAACAGUGGCAGGCGACGAGAACUUGAAGUUCUGGCCGUUGUUUGAUCUUCACAAGCAGAAGGCACUGGAGGAGCCUGCCGAGUUGGGCCACGAAAAACACAUGAAGCGGUUGAUGGAGCUUCGCUAG